Synchiropus splendidus (mandarinfish) is the source of this 2689-nucleotide messenger RNA. RefSeq lists its product as uncharacterized. Bases 163 to 2382 code for a protein of 739 amino acids. The transcript has 9 exons. Lineage: Eukaryota; Metazoa; Chordata; Actinopteri; Syngnathiformes; Callionymidae. Gene Ontology annotation, biological process: inner mitochondrial membrane organization. Gene Ontology annotation, cellular component: MICOS complex. The record is from RefSeq and is a predicted model, not a curated record.
CCCACCAAUGGCGGUGGCUCUUCUUAAGCCAACCGGUGCGUGUGUGUAUGCGUGUCAAGGGGGAGGCAGGAUUAUUGCAUCUGUUUGUUUUCGUGUCCUCUUGCACACGUUGUGGUGAAUUAUAUCAAAGUCUGCGGCGUGCACUUGAGAAACCGAGCCAGGAUGGGCGGUAACACUUCCAGCCACUUACCACCGGAUGAUGAUGAAGAUAAGGUGACGUUUAUCAGUGGCAUUCGGCUGUCUGACCGGGUCAUCAAACGGAUGAAACAAACUCAUAAGAUAGCGACCCCUUCUUCUCCUCACUCACCUGAAGCUUCUCCUCCGUCAUCAGUCAAGCGUCAGAUCCCAGCAGAAGAAUUCCAAAAGACACCAAUAGACCCUCUUCUUCCUCAUCCUCCACCUACUAAACUUCCCCCACCAGUCAAUUUUUACUCCUUUCCACCUCCUGCUGACCUGAAAACAUCAGCUCCACAUGACCAGUCACAGACAACUAAGCUCACAGAAGAAGUGGUCUCCUCAUCACCUUCUCUGCUACCUUCCCUACCACAAGAGAUGACCUCUGUUCCAGCGGUCGAGCCAAAAGCACCACUUGAGGCAUCAUCUCCCCCUGGACAUUCUCCUGAGAAGUCUCCUCCACCUCAGAGUUCCCACCCAACACCACUCAUAGAUCGUCAAUCCCCGCCUCUGAAUGUGGAGUUACAAACACUUCCAAUACAACCCGUGGUCGCCUCCCCACCUCCUUUAGUAGAGCCUGUUGUCAACGCCCCACUCACCAAUCUGGAAUCUAAAACUCCUUCUCCUGCUGAACCUGUGCUCUCCUGUCCACCUCCUUCAGUAGAACCUGUUGUCAACACCCCACUUCCCAACGUGGAAUCUCAAACUCCUCCUCCUGCUGAACCUGUGCUCUCCUCCCCACCUCCUUCAGUAGAUCCUGUUGUCAACACCCCACUUCCCAAUGUGGAAUCUAAAACUCCUUCUCCUGCUGAACCUCCAGUCACCUCUCCACCUCCUUCAGUAGAACCUGUCGUCAGCGCCCCACUUCCCAACGUGGAAUCUCAAACUCCUCCUCCUGCUGAACCUGUGCUCUCCUGCCCACCUCCUUUAAAUCCUUCUACACAACCAGAACACCCUCCUCUAUUUACAGAAUUGGAAACAACACUUUUACCUAAUACCUCCACUCCAUCUCCACCUCAUCCUCCCUCAUCACCCGUUCAGGUGGAUCCUCCUCUCGAUCUUGAAGCCCCGUCUCCACAGUUGGAGCUGCAGCCACCCUCACUAGUUGAGUCUGACAGUUUAACUUUGUCAUCGUCUCCCAAAUCCCCAGAACUUGACAAGUCUCCACUUGUACCUCACGUUGAACUCCAAGAACUAGAAACUACUCCAUCAAUCCCGGAAGAGACGCUCACAACUAUACCUGAUCUCCCAACUGAACCUCUCCAACUUGCUCCUCUUCAACCUUCUGAGCUUGCCAAUGCAUCUCUUGUACCCCCACCUGCUGCCGAUGUUGUCUGUGUUCCACAUCCGGCCUCACCUGAACUUUGUGUAGAUGAGUUUAAGCCCUCAUGUAGGCUAGUGACACCUUCUCCUGAACCACGUGCUGCCCCUCCCACUACUGCUGAGGAGCCUGGUGCACCUUGUCCCUCUCUGGCUGUUUCACCUGUGGUUUCCCCUUCUGUUGACGCAAGUCCUGCAACAGAACCCCCCAUCGUGAUCCCCACUCCAGCCCCUGUGAUUGAGGAAAAGGGACUGGCCCACACCUCAGUACCACCUCCUGCAUCAGUUCCUCCAGACGUGUUUGAGCAAGAGCUGAGGCAACAAAUCAGAGAGGAGAUGUUGAGAAGCCUGGAGGAGGAAAUCAGCCAGAGGAAGCAGGAGCUGCAGAGACAGCUGGAGGAGAUGCGUGUGCAGGCGCAGACGGCGGCCAAGGCAGCUGUGCAGGACCAGGUCGAGCAGCAGGUGAAGAGGAAAGCGGAGGAAGAGAAGUCAAUCUUCUCAAAGACUCUCUCCGAGUCCGUUUUUGCCGAGCCAACGGAAACAGUGGUUGCGAAGCUGAAAAUUCAACAAUAUUGGCUGGAGCAGAAGGCCCGUAAGCUGGAGGAGCGAGAGUUGGAGUUGAAAAAGCGCAACGAUCUCUACGCACAACACCUAUCGAAACUUGAGGCUAAGUGCGCGGACUUUUAUAAGGUGGCGGCUGAGAAUUUCCAAAAAGGCAAAGAGGAGACGCAAAGGCGAUUUGCCCGCUACGACUCCCAGCCGGUGUGCGGUGACCUGCAGAACCAGGUCUUGAAGUGUUACCUGGAGAACCCAGGAAAGUCUCUGUCCUGCUCCAGAAUUGCUUCAGCAUACAUGCAGUGUGUUGACAACGCUAAAAAAAUAAACUGAGCAUGGGAGAUUAUUUAUUAAAGCACCUGAUGGUUCGACACUCGAGAAAAAACAGCAAAAUCUUCAAGCAAAGUGUUUAUGUGGAUGUUUUCCCGGAUUAUGUACAACACUAUUUAGAUCUAGGAUCGGCAACUGCGCACGCUUGUUUUUGAGCUUUAGGUCGCCAAUACUUGGUCAAUCUCCAACACAAGUGCGGAUGAAUUUGUAAGCAAUAUGAGCUCAGAUUUUGUGCCUUAGUCGUUUCUCACAUGUGUUUUCCAAAGAUUAAGUGUGGCUGUCUCAAUAAAUAUGAACUAUAAAUCUUGGU